UUCAAUUUUGGCUGCUAUAUUUUUAAGAUUUUAACAUCCGCGAAUUUUCAACAAACAAAAAAAUCAUGAUAGUUUGAAAAUGGAGACGUUACCAAACUUUCAAAUCAGAUAUACGACUUCUUCUUAUUGUUCAAAGUUUAUAUAAUGUUUUCAUUUGCAAAGAAGUUGGUGGAUAGAUUAGAUGGUUCAGCAUCAGAUUCUAAGGCUGCUGAUUCAUAUUUUAAAAGUGCACUUCAAUUGAAUAAUAAUGGUUAUGGUUUGAGAGUAGUUCAAGUUGUUCCACAUUCAGUUGCCCAUCAACAUGGAUUUGAAGCUUGGUUCGAUUAUAUUGUUCGUAUAAACAAUCAUGAGUUGCCUAUGCUUAAUCCAUCCUUAUCUACUUAUAGUUAUAAUAUCAAUGAAGAUGGUAGUAUAAGUUAUGGUGGUGGUGCAACUCAAGGUCAAGUUGGAGCCAUCAAUUAUGAUUUAUUAUUACAAGAAAUCAAAACUAUCUUCAAUACUGAAAAACAACUUGUAUUAGACGUGUGGAGUGCUAAAGGUGGUAUUAUAAGGCAAAUUGUUUUACCACUUACAGAUUUCAAAGAAUCAACCAAUGUUUAUGAUGAAAAUACCAUCAAAUUAUUCGAUAAUAAUUUUUCAGCUUUAGGAUUAACUCUCGAAUCCCAACAUUUAACUACAUCAACAUAUGUAUGGAGGAUAUUAACUACUCAUCAAGGAUCACCUGCUUUUUCAUCUCAAUUGAUACCUCAUUCUGAUUAUAUUAUUGGUUGUGAUUCAGCAUUUCCAAAUGAUACUGAUGGAAAGGGUCUACUUGCUCAAGGUGGUGAAGCUUUACUUUCUAGAACUGUUGUCAAUUAUUACAAUCAGCAUUAUUCAUCAGCUCAAGAGGAUAAUGUUCCAAUUACUUUAUAUGUUUAUAAUCAUGAUUAUGAUAUAUUAAGGCCAGUUACAGUUAAUCUUACCAGAUCUUGGGGUACUGGACAAAAUAAAGGUAUAUUAGGAUGUGAUGUAGGAUAUGGUUUACUUCAUAGAAUCCCUGAAGUUAUUGGUAAAUUUGAUAAAGUUUCCAUAGUUGAUGAUUUAUUAUUUGAAUCAAGUCAAACUUUUGGUUAUGAAAUACCUUCUUCAACCCCAACUCCUAAUCCAAUUGAUUCAGAAAAAGUAGUAAAUCCAAUUGCUCCUCCUCCAAUUUCAGCUUCCAUACCACAUCGUCCAGCUGCUGCUCCUAAGAAAAAGAAGCAUGUUGUUGCUGCUGCUGAUGCUCUUGGUGGUCUUAAUGAUUACAUGAAUGAGGAACUUGCUAAAUCAAAAGAAUUAGAUACAAGUCUUCCAGCUUCUCUGGGUCAUGGAACACCUCCACCACCACCACCACCUACAGCUUCAAAAUAAGUAACGUAAAUAGUAUUAUAUAUCAAUAAAGACAUUUUAUAUUAUAAAUCAUAAAAGAAAUUGAAAACUUAUAACAAUAUUAAAAAUAGUAAAAAUAUAAGCAGCCCACUGCCGGAAUCGAACCGGCGAUCGCUCCAUUACGAGUGGAGCGCCUUACCACUUGGCCAAGCGGGCACUAAAAUCACAAAAUUUUGAAAAACUGCUUUUUUGUAUUGAUUUUAUCACGUGUGUUAAAUAUCACGUGGUCGUUUUUCAAAUUCAAUCAUAAAUUGUCUGAAAUUAGACUGUUUUGAUGAAAGUUAAGAUUAAACGGUAGACAUAAUAUCAUAAUAACCUCCGAAAGACUUUUUAAAUGAUUCACUAAAAAUUGAGCUACAUAAUUGAACAAUUGUAAAGGUAUCAAUUUUGACAUAAAUU
Messenger RNA from Scheffersomyces coipomensis, 1806 nucleotides. RefSeq lists its product as uncharacterized. Lineage: Eukaryota; Fungi; Ascomycota; Pichiomycetes; Serinales; Debaryomycetaceae. Gene Ontology annotation, molecular function: protein binding. Gene Ontology annotation, biological process: Golgi organization. The record is from RefSeq and is a predicted model, not a curated record. Bases 145 to 1389 code for a protein of 414 amino acids. The transcript has a single exon. Gene Ontology annotation, cellular component: Golgi apparatus.